Molecule: messenger RNA, 2206 nt
Organism: Ruditapes philippinarum (Manila clam)
Lineage: Eukaryota; Metazoa; Mollusca; Bivalvia; Venerida; Veneridae
Product: ribokinase-like
Exons: 8
Coding region: 515-1456 (313 amino acids)
Biological process (GO): D-ribose metabolic process
Molecular function (GO): ribokinase activity
Source: RefSeq, a predicted model, not a curated record
GUUCACAAAACACUGACUCUGUUGUCAUUAUGUAAAGAUUGAAAAAUCUUUGAUUUGCUGGGUUUGUUUUUUGUUACAUUCGUACCGUUGUCAAUUCGAACCAUUUCCGAUUCGGUCCUUAUAUUUAAUAAUUAUUGUCUGUACGACUCAGAGUGUAAUUCACAUUUGUUCAAGGAUCAUUUGUGAUCCAUUGAUGAAAUGGAUAGACAAUGUUUAUGUUAGACAUAUUGUAUCUAUAUAUAAGAGGGUGCUGGUCCAAGGCCAGUCAUCUGAAGAAGCCCCAGACCCAGUCGUAAGAGGCAUCCCUCAGGGCUCAGUACUGGGACAGCUUUUGUUCCUCAUAUUAAUAAAUGACCUUCCAGAGAGACUACUCUCAAAGAUAUGAAUAUUUGCAGACGACUGCAUCCUAUAUCUCCAGAUCAAGUCCAUCCAUGACCAGCAGCUGCUUCAAGCUAACCUGCAAUUCUCUAGCCAGGUGGGAACACUUGUAGGGCACGGACUUUCACCCUCAGAAAUGCAGCGUCCUGCGAGUAACCAGGGUGAAAUCUCCUCUUCAGACCAACUAUAUCCUGAAAGCUAUGUUCCGAGGUUUCCAGUGCCAGGUGAAACACUACAAGGUACCAAGUUUUCAAUGGGUUUUGGUGGUAAGGGAGCUAACCAGUGUGUGAUGACUGCCAAACUUGGUGCUAAAUCUGCAAUGAUAUCAAAGGUUGGUAAAGACACUUUUGGAGAUGGUCAUAUUAAAAAUUUCAAAGAUGUUGGCAUUUGUACAGACUAUGUUUACACAACAACCGAGGCAUCAACAGGGGCGGCACCAAUAUGCGUCAAUGAAAGUGGUCAGAACUCUAUUGUGAUUAUACCUGGAGCUAACUUGUUGCUUGAUGAACAUGACCUUGUCAGUGCUGAAAAGGUCAUUUCAGGGUCAAAGGUCAUGUUGUGUCAACUGGAAAUCAAUCCAAAAAUAACUUUAGAAGCAUUAAAAAUGGGAAGAAAACAUGGUGUUCAGACAAUACUGAAUCCUGCACCAGCUAUUCCUCUAGACAAAGAGUUUUACAGUUACACAGAUGUUUUAUGUCCUAAUGAAUCUGAGGCAGAAUUAUUACUAGGAAUUCCAGUAAAAACAAUUGAUGAUGCCAAAUUAGCAGCCAGGAAGUUACAUGAUGUUGGAUGUAGAGACGUUAUUGUUACCCUCGGUGAAAUGGGUUGUGUUGUGAUGGAGGGCAAUACCAGCAAUGUUGUUCAUUUACCUGCACCGAAAGUAGAGGCUCUAGACACUACAGGAGCAGGUGAUUCAUUUAUAGGCAGUCUAGCAUAUUUCUUAGCUACCCGACCAGAGCUUGGCCUUGUGGAAUCUGCUAGACGAGCUAUACAGAUAGCAUCAGUAAGUGUUCAGCAUGCCGGGACUCAGACCAGUUAUCCUACAAAAAGCCAGCUACCGGCAGAAUUGUUUUCAUGAUAGGAGAACCAGUAUUUUUUAAUAAGAUGAAAUAUGUAGUGUCUUGUAAAGGAAUAGAGACUGUAACACUGUGAAUAAAUGAUAAUAAAAGAUGGUUGUAGUAAAUAGUUAAAGACUAGUCAGUGAAUACCUCUUUAAUUGGGAAGUAUACAGUGAUGUUAUCACUAAUUGGCUGUCAAUGGUUGGUUUUAGGGGCGGGGAGAGGGGGGUUAAACUUACAUAUACAUGUUGUUAUGUUUAUCAACUGUUAAAUACUUUUUUGAACAAAACUUGAUGAGGCAUAAAUGAAGCAGUUUGACUGUUUUAUCUCUGUCAUUAAAAUGAGAAUAUUCCAUGAUAUAUUAUAUGGAGGUUUAACAUGAUAUUUCAUGAAUUAUGAUACUUUGUGCUGUGAUGAACAUACAUGCAAAUUUUUAGAAGGAGUCUUAACCUAAGUUAUAAUUUUGAAUGUUUUUUCCUGAUAGAUUAUACAUGUAUAUUUUAAAAAAAUGAAAAUUUAACAUUUAAUUUAUGCAUGUUUUCUUUCAAAAUCUUCAUACACAAAUGUCAUGGACCAUAUAUAUUGUUUGUUAAUAUUAAGAUAUUCAGUGUAUUUUUUUUACAUAUCAAUAUUUGUAAGUAUAUAAUACUGCUGGUUUGUAACAUCAGUUUUCAUUGGACAUUUUCAUUGUUAUGAUAAUUUUAUUUAUAUUUGCUGCAGAAAAUAUUUUAUUCAAUUUAGCAGACCGUAAAUAAAGAUUACAGAUUUUA